GAGCGGCUCCCCAGGAACAGGAAACAGCCCCGCCGAUUGAUGACAGAGCUCUUGUAGCUCCGUCCCAACAGUACGGCAACUAAAGUCAAAAAGUUCAAAGACUUGGCUCAGUUGACUUUGUAUAAGAAGGUGCUCACAACAAGCAGAGGAAGCAGGAUCGGGCAUUCUACUUCCAAUAUGGCAUCCAAACCACUCAAUGUCGCAGUCGUGGGCUACGGUCUUUCCGCAAAGGUCUUCCACAUCCCUCUAGUCCUCGCCUUACCAGACGAGUACAAGCUCUAUGGCGUCGUACAGCGAUCUCCUAAACCAGACGACGAUGCCUCGAAAGACCAUCCCGGAAUCAAGAGCUGGAGGGCUGUUGACGAGGUCUAUGCGGACACAAAUGUGGACGUGGUAAUCGUUACCACUACGCCAGAGACACAUUUUGAAAUGGCGAAGAGGUCGUUGGAAUCCGGAAAGAAUGUGGUCGUGGAGAAGCCAUUCGUACCUUCACCUGGGGAGGCCGGCGAGCUUGCGAAGAUUGCUGAGAAGAGUGGGAAGAAGUUGACUGUUUACCAAAAUAGAAGGUGGGAUGCAGACUUCCUCACGUUGAGGAAAAUCAUGGCUGAAGGCUUGCUGGGUGAUAUAUCAGAGUUCGAAACUCAUUUCGAUAGGCAUCGUCCUGAUGCUCCACCUGCGGGAUCCUGGAAGAAUGAAGACAAGCCAGCGCAUGGAAGCCUUUACGAUCUGGGCACUCAUUUGAUUGAUCAAGUAUACCACACGUUCGGUAUGCCAAAGCGAGUGACUGCUUUCAUUGGUAGGCAGCGAAGAAGCGUCCCUUCCGGACCACCUGACUCGCACACCGUGCUGCUCCAUUACGACGGACCACUGCUGGUAACUGUCAAGGCUGGUGUGGUCAGUCCUGAGGUCGAACAGCUCAGGUACUGGGUAAGAGGUACAAAGGGUAGCUUCAAGAAGUUCCAUCUCGACCGCCAAGAAGAUCAGCUUCGAAAGGAGAACGUUGGACCAGGACACCCAGAAUUCGGCGUGGACCCCGAAAGCCAUUAUGGCACCCUUAUCACUGUCGAGAACGAGAAGGCCACGCCUGUUGUUAAGAAGUACCCUACGAUCAAGCCUGCGACUUAUGUUGAAUACUAUCGCAUAUUUGCGAAAGCGAUCAGAGGGGAUGGUGAAGUUCCGGUGAAAGCUGAGGAGGCUAGGGACGUGCUACAAAUCAUCGAGCUUGCGAUGUUGAGUUCGAAGGAAGGUAGGACUGUUGAUGUGUGAGGAAGUGAACCACAUCAAGCACACUUCAGACGGCGACGGUGAGGUGGCAUUCAUGCAGAACCAUCUCUCAAACCACGCCAAUGGCUCAAGGACGAAAUGUCAAAAGAACACUAUCAAGAAUAUUUGAAGCGAUGUUGAGGACUUCGAAUAUCAUGCGCCCUCACCUGCCGUCAGAUGCAUCAUGGUUCGUGCUCAUGUGAUAGAAGUAUAAACGGUCAUUCUGCUGCGC
Molecule: messenger RNA, 1495 nt
Organism: Pseudocercospora fijiensis CIRAD86
Lineage: Eukaryota; Fungi; Ascomycota; Dothideomycetes; Mycosphaerellales; Mycosphaerellaceae
Exons: 2
Coding region: 178-1266 (362 amino acids)
Molecular function (GO): nucleotide binding
Source: RefSeq, a predicted model, not a curated record